Molecule: messenger RNA, 1335 nt
Organism: Pisolithus orientalis
Lineage: Eukaryota; Fungi; Basidiomycota; Agaricomycetes; Boletales; Pisolithaceae
Exons: 4
Coding region: 1-1335 (444 amino acids)
Cellular component (GO): nucleus
Molecular function (GO): protein binding
Source: RefSeq, a predicted model, not a curated record
AUGCCAGUUGUCCUGCAAGCCCACCCGACAGCACGCGACACAGCAGCGAGUGAGACCCGAGUGUCCGCGGGGACAGUCCUCGUCGCAGUCCCCUGUCUCGCCCAGGUCCUCCUCGGCGCCGAGAAGGGGCGGCGGUGCGACUGCUGUCUUACACCCGAGGAGGCCGACCUCCGCCUGCGACGAUGCAGUGGGUGUGGGUCGUACUGGUACUGCGACGCUCAAUGUACUCAAGGCCAGCAUGCCCACUGGCCUGUCCACAAGAAAUACUGCUCGAACUUUCCGCGCUACACCUCCUCGCCCGCAUUCGCACAGCUCCAAACACACCAGAAACUUGACGCCGUCCUCCUCACUCACCUCCUCGCUGAAUUCGCUGCAACCGACACAUCGAGCGAGGAGCUCGCCACGUUUGCGUCUCUCCUCCCAGGGCCCGUCUCGGGAUUGUCCUGUCCUCCAACAUGUCCACUCACGACCAGUCGCAAGCCCAGUCAUUCUGCGACCGAGCUGUACAGGCGAUGCGGGAACAACAACUUUGCCAUUCACAGUCACUUCACCACAAUUGCACAUGGCAUAUUUCCCCUUGCAAGCCGUCUUUUCAACCACUCGUGUCUCCCGAACGCGUUCCCAAAGUACACGUUUGAUCGACAACACCGGGUACAGAUGUCGAUCGUCGCCAUGCGCGAUAUCGAAGCAGGUGAACAAAUUUGCAUAUCCUACGUCGACCCUGCCCUUCUGGAUACUCGUCACCAAAUCUUCCAGUUCACCUACGGGUUUACGUGUACCUGUCCUUCCUGCACCGCCCUCUCCAUCAUCAGAAGGACAUCUUCGCCUCCCCCUAUCUCCGAGGCAGACAUCACAUCCCUCAGUACACGUCUUGUUAACCACGUCUUUCCGCGCCUCUCAUCCUCCGACUUGUCCAUCGCCCUCCCAUCUACUCUGCCCUCUCUGGCUACUCUCCCGCCCUCGCUACACGUAGCACUGCAUGAAUCCUUUUUAACGAACCUCACAGACAGAUUCAGCUCUGCCUCACACGAGGGACCAUUCGACGUCGCGUUGGAGAGCGGUCUAGCAGUGCUCGCUUUAUAUGUCCUCAUAUACCCCCCAAAUUAUCCUCAAAUUGGUCUCCACCUCCUCGAGCUGUCCAAAACGGCGUGGAAUGCUCAUGUCACAUCCCCAGAUCUCGGACCGUCCACGUCCAUCACUGAUCCGGUACAUCGCGCACGUGUAUGUCUCGACUUGGCACAACAGGUCUUGCGCAUUGUCGGACCGGAGGGCGAUCCUGGGGGUCCGGCAAAGGAACUUGAGGUGUUGGAGGGGUUGCUGAGCGGGGAUACUUAG